AUGGAUGCAAUACCUGGAAUUUGUGUGGUUAAUGAUACCACUUACAUGGUUGGCAUGUCCAUGGUCACUGAUGUGUGUCAGAAUUGCACCUGCACUUCUGAAAAAGAUCCAAAGACUAACAGGAACAUUCUGCAAUGUGAACCAGUUCACUGUGAAACAUCUUGCCCCUUGGGUUAUGAAUAUAAAAAAGAGGAUGGAGAAUGCUGUGGAAAGUGUGUUGAAGCAGCCUGCCGAAUUAAACUAAGUAAUAACACUGUUCAGGUGCUCCGUCCUGAUGAGAUCCUGCCACUAGAUCUCUGCAGCUAUUAUAAAUGUGAGAAAAUUGAAGAUCAAUUUGUUGCAGUCCAAACUAAAAAAACAUGCCCUGAAUUCAAGCCAGGAGAGUGUGAUUUUGAUGAAGCAGAGACUACUCCUGACGGCUGCUGCAAGAUAUGUAAACCUCCGAACUGCAAAGCUUACAGCAAUAAGACUGUGAUCCGCCACGGUGAAUGCGAAUCUCCUGAACCUGUUGAACUGGCGUACUGCGAAGGGACUUGUCCCGGCUCCUCUGUGUAUUCUGCUGAAGCAAACCAGAUGCAACAUGACUGUAGCUGUUGCCAAGAGCUCAACAGCCAGACAAGACAGGUGACUCUGACUUGCCAAAAUGGAACAAGCAUCAACUAUAACUACAUCUACGUGGAAAAAUGCCAGUGCACGAAUGCAUGCAUUUCAGAAAACCCUACAAAAGAAGGCCUACAGUGGAAGAAGAGCAACCGAAGAAAGAGAUGA
Messenger RNA from Tinamus guttatus (white-throated tinamou), 768 nucleotides. The record is from RefSeq and is a predicted model, not a curated record. NCBI's taxonomy places the organism in Eukaryota, Metazoa, Chordata, Aves, Tinamiformes, Tinamidae.